GAGCCUCGUUUCGUUAGCAAAUUCGAGAGAAGACUGUCGCGGGGGCAGGCAGCUUCUGUCUCAGUUGCCACUUCUCUUUCGCUCGGACAAGAAGCUCUUCGACCUCGCUUCGCUUCGCUUCGGCCAUGGACUACUUGAAGACGGCGAUUCCUUCGCAGCUCAUCUCGGAGAGAGGCUCCAAUCUCGUCGUCAUCAACCCCGGCUCUGCGAACAUCAGGGUGGGCCUCGCCCAGCAGGACGCGCCUUUCACCCUCCCUCAUUGCAUCGCCCGGUACACCUCCCAGGUCCCCAAGCCAAACUUGCAAGAUCAGAUGCUCAAUUCUCAAGUUACGACGGCGCAACACAUGGAGCGAGAGAAGGCUUAUGAUAUUAUAGCAUCGUUGUUGAAGAUUCCCUUCUUGGAUGAGGAGGUCGCGAACAGCAGCUCUUUCCAGCGCAAGAUGGGACGUGUUGAUGGUUAUAAUCCACAGAAUGUUAGGAAAGAUUCAGUCUUUGCUUGGACGGAUGUGUAUGAGAAGCAAAGUUCGACUCCGGUAACAGAUAUGUCAAAGGAUAAAGACUUGCCUAGUACUUCGUUGGACCAACAUGAAGGAAUGGAUAUGGACGUAGGUGAACAUAAAUACAGAAGUUUCAUUUGUGGCGAGGAAGCUCUGAAAAUAUCACCCACAGAGCCUUACUGCUUGCGCCGUCCUAUCCGAAGAGGUCAUUUUAACAUUUCACAAGAUUAUCCUAUGCAGCAGGUAUAUGAGGAUUUGCAUACUAUCUGGGACUGGAUAUUGGCGGAGAAAUUGCAUAUACCCCAAUCUGAAAGGAAUAUGUAUUCUGCUAUUCUUGUGGUGCCAGAGACAUUUGACAAUCGUGAAAUUAAGGAAGUGCUUUCUAUAGUGUUGCGGGACUUGCAAUUUAGCUCCGCUGUGGUACACCAGGAAGGUCUUGCUGCAGCUUUUGGGAACGGUUUGUCAACUGCAUGCAUUGUGAAUAUGGGAGCCCAGGUGAUAUCGGUCAUAUGCAUUGAGGAUGGAGUGGCUCUACCUACCUCCGAGAAGACAUUACCAUUUGGUGGAGAGGAUAUAUCCAGAUGCCUCCUAUGGACCCAGAGGCAUCAUCAAACAUGGCCUCAAGUUCGCACAGACAUGUUGACCAAGCCUAUAGACAUGUUGAUGCUAAACGAACUGAAAGAAUCAUACUGUUACAUCCAAGAGGGGGAGGUUGAUGCGGUAGCAGUUGUUCACUCAUAUGAGGAUGGGAUGCCAGCUGCGUCUCAUAGGACGAGGCUUACUGCUCUCAAUGUACCUCCUAUGGGUUUGUUUUAUCCAACGCUUUUGGUUCCAGAUGUAUAUCCUCCACCACCUCGUUCUUGGUUUAAUGAUUACGAGGAUAUGCUAGAAGAAACAUGGCAUUUUGAUUAUCCCAGACGACCGGACAUGGCGGAUAGUCUCUAUCCUGGUUUUAACAUUGGAUUGCCAAUGUGGGACAGCUAUCCGAUAUUUCAAACAAAACCUAAGAAGGAAGAGAAGGUUGGCCUUGCUGAAGCAAUUACUAGCAGUAUUCUUUCAACCGGGCGUAUUGAUCUCAAGAGAAAACUGUUCUGUAGCAUACAACUGAUCGGUGGAGUAGCUCUGAGUGAGGGUCUCAUUCCUGCUGUGGAAGAUAGAGUAUUGCAUGCAAUUCCUUCAAAUGAAGCAAUAGAUACAGUUGAGGUUUUGCAAUCAAGAACACACCCUACUUUUGUGUCAUGGAAAGGCGGAGCGAUUUUAGGAAUUCUUGAUUUUGGUCGAGAUGCUUGGAUACAUCGUAUGGACUGGAUUCACAAUGGAAUCCAUGUUGGUAGUGGCAGAAAGUACAAGGACUCUUAUUAUGUCCAAGCACAAGCAACAUGUUACAUAAAUUCUUGAAAGCAGUUGCAGCAGGUGGUUUCCCCUUCUAUGCGUUCCACGGGCAAGGUCGUAAGCCUGUUAAAAAUUUCGAAGUGGAUCCGAACUCGGCUGGUUUCCGUGGACAAAGAAAGCGGGUGCGUCUACGGCACUAUCAGGCGGCUGGGAAGGGUAAUUGGUGAUAGAUUGCAUUCCUCCUUCCUCUUUUACUUUCAGGUUUCCCUGGUGCCUAGGCAAGAGCAUAUCUUCGUUUGCAUUUGUCACUUCAGUUGCUCGGAGUCAGAAGCAAAAUGUUAGCAUGACAGUGGUAUGUGGAUCUCAGUCGUUGGCCUUUAGCUUUUCCUGUUUCAAGUCACAGUUUAAGGUAAUACAAAAAUCGAUGAGCUCGUCGUUAGGUAGUUUCUCUUCCUUUUUAUCUGACCAGAGGUAGAGCAGGUGUAAAUCUUUUGGGUGGAGUGAAAUUGACUUCAGCUUUUCUAUCGAGUUACAGACGGCAUGGACGAUUCUUGCUUUUCCUUCGUCUUCUGCCACGGGAAUGCAGCGUUUUGUAUGCAUCCGUGGAAAAUAGUCGAGCCAAAAGUUUGGAUACCCUGUAUGAUCAUGAAAAAGAAAUUUAUCUUAUCUUACUGUAUAGAUCCAAAAUAUGUAAAGUCAUUUUUAGCAA
Molecule: messenger RNA, 2538 nt
Organism: Syzygium oleosum
Lineage: Eukaryota; Viridiplantae; Streptophyta; Magnoliopsida; Myrtales; Myrtaceae
Product: actin-related protein 9
Exons: 22
Coding region: 126-1895 (589 amino acids)
Biological process (GO): double-strand break repair; regulation of DNA-templated transcription
Cellular component (GO): Ino80 complex
Source: RefSeq, a predicted model, not a curated record